Messenger RNA from Anastrepha obliqua, 2103 nucleotides. It is a transcript of the gene fs(1)K10, whose product is annotated as DNA-binding protein K10. The record is from RefSeq and is a predicted model, not a curated record. The transcript is spliced from 3 exons. Lineage: Eukaryota; Metazoa; Arthropoda; Insecta; Diptera; Tephritidae. Bases 158 to 1261 code for a protein of 367 amino acids.
CUCUGAUUUGAUAAGUUUUCGUUAUACGUUUAAAGAAAAAAUACCUAGUGCUUUAAAAGUCAUUUAAAUCAGUAUUUUUAAAUAGAAGAAAACAUUGCAAUUUUUUUGAACAUUCUGAAGAAGUAGGUUUGUUCGAAGAGUGGUCUGAGGAAAAAGAAUGGCGAAAAAUUUUCAAAAUGGCAGACCCAUGCACCGAGCUGCCGCUAUGCCUUACAAAAAACCUUUCAAAAAUGUAGGCAACGGCGGUGGUGGCCCUAGACAUGUAGGAAAUUUUAAUCAGAUGAUGUUCAAUGGAAGUCAGAUUCCAGAUAAUCCUGGUUACCUGGAUUUUAAUAACCCAUCACCACCAGUAGGAGGCGGAGGAGGAAAUGGAAUGGGUCAAAUGCAACAAAAAAAGAAAAAUAACAAAAAUAGACAAAAGGGAAAACCACAAACACAAUUCCAACCACCACCUGGCAGUCCACAAGUCCAGCACAAUGGGGUCGGAAAUUGGAAUAAAAAUAAAGGGAUGCAAUUUCAGGGUCCACAUGGGCCAAAUAGCAAUAGAUUUAAUAGCGGUAAUCAGGGUGGACCGCGCAAUUUUAAUAAUUCUGGCCCAAUUCCGAAUGUCCCGAAUCGUGUACGGCGUAUGGGCCCACCACCUGGUCCAGUACCACGCGGAAACGUUGCAAUGCCUCCAAUGCCACCUCCACAUGGAUUUCAGCCACCGAUGAUCCCACCGAUGCCACCAAUGGGACGAGGCCCCAUGCCUCCACCAAUGGGCAUACAACCACCACCACCGUUUCUGCGCCGUAGUGGACGCGUCGGUCCCAUGCCACCAAUUCCUCCACCAAUACCGCCAAUGAUCCCACCGCGCAUGCCACGUGCUAUGCCGCCAGCACCAUUUAAUAAUGCCGGAAAAAUUAAGAAACCCAAUACGAAGUUAGUGAAAAAGGUGGUAAAAGGGAAAAGUACCAUAAAGACACUGAAAAACCUCGUUAAUCAAUAUCCAAUUGAAAAGCCUUGGGUUACAGAUGAAAUACGUGCCGAGCAUGAUAAGAAAGUAGAUAUUGAGAAUAGGCUAAAAGGCAAUAAAAAUGAUGAUUUGUUCGCACAGUUUAAAGUGCAACGCGACAAGUUUGUAUCGAUGUAUGAAACGGCGCGGGAGGAAUAUUUAAAAAAGGAGGCAGAAGCCGUUAAGGCAAAGGAUGCUAAAGACAAACAAACAAUUAACAAGACCGCCACAAAGGAAGAAAACAAGAAAGAAGCAAAAGCAAAGUAAAAAAUUACAUUACCCGUCAAAAAGUUAGUUUAUUAAAUCUUAGUCAAAUAAAUCAAAGUGAGUGUAUUCUAACUCACUGAAAUAUAGAUUUGUAAAUCAGCAUUAAAAGUUAAAUAGCAAACAGUUUGAGUAUUUGACACUGGAAUGCAGUAAAAAUAGUUCCAAUUUUUAAAUAAACUCAAAAAAUCAUAAACCAAAAAUAUAUAAAAUAAAAAAAGGUUUAUGAUAACUGUCCAGAAGUAGUGUAUAACUUACUUAACAUAAAUUAGAACUCGUUAAGAAAAAACAUAAAAGUAAUAAAAAGUUGUAAGCACAUUUCUGCUAUUUAUAUUUAAAAUUAGAACCACAUAAAAUGUUUAAAUGAUUUCUAUAUUAAGCACUUUGCUACACCUUGUAUUGAUAUGGAAUUUGUUACAAAAAAUGGCAAUUACAUAUGACAGAAAUAUAAUAUAUUAAAUUAUAUCGCAUAUAUUGGAUAAAUACAUCCUAACAAGUCUACAUAAUUUCGACACAUUUUGGCAUAUGAUCGAUUACUGGCAGUUGUGUAUUUAAUAUUUUGCGCUAAAUUAAUAGAAAAUAGAAAUAAUAAAGCAAAAAUGAAUGUGAAGAAAAAAACGCAAUAUUAUUGCUGCAAUAAAUAUUUUGCCUUUUGUUAACAAUAUAUUUUUCUCAAAGUCAAAAGUAAAUUCAUAUAGUAUAUUAUAUACUUAAGUUCAUUGCGUUUAUGGAAUAACCGUGCAAAAUUAAUGGACAGCAAAUCUGUAUUUUGUCAAACAUUUUUUCAGUGUAUGAGUUUGAAAAAUAAAGUAUGCAAACUAUUUUGUAGUAAAUUAAAUUCUUUA